This is a messenger RNA of Mya arenaria, 1605 nucleotides long. RefSeq lists its product as uncharacterized. The coding region runs from base 1 to 1605 and encodes 534 amino acids. Lineage: Eukaryota; Metazoa; Mollusca; Bivalvia; Myida; Myidae. The transcript is spliced from 3 exons. The record is from RefSeq and is a predicted model, not a curated record.
AUGGAACAUCCAUUUGAACCAAAUACUGCAAGCAGUACCAAAAAUGAUUGGUCACGUGGUGGAAGGCAGUGUGUUGUGGUUGAUUGUAGCAAUAACCAGAAGAAACUUUACGACUGGGAAAAUUCCCCCUGCCAGUUUCAUAAUGAUGUAAAUGGCAAAGACUGUCCAUGUCUUGUACCGUUCAAAUUCCACUGCAUACCGGCAUCGGGAGAAAAUCGUCUCCAGUGGUUGAAAUCCAUCAACAGGAAAGGCUUUGAUCCUCCUAUCAAGUCAGUGGUUUGUUCGAAGCACUUUAUAGAUGGCCGCCCUACAAAGCAAAACCCAAUCCCAGUGUUGGAAAUGGGAUAUCGACCAGUGACGCCAAAGACACCUGGACGUAGACCUUUGAAAAGACUCCGUCUAGAAUCUAAUGAAAAUUCAAGUCCAAGACAGUCACAGCCACAACCUGAUCCAUUAUCAACUCCUGUAAAACGACCAAGUCCAAAAGUGGGCUGUCCUCCUGACGAAAUGUUGACAGCUACCCCAAUCACUGAUGCUGAUGAAGCCUUUACGGACUGUCAGCAAUGUUUAAGCAUCUGUUGUCAGAAAUACCCACAACACUGCCAUAAUGCCAAUAAGCCUAAGCUAGUAGACAGCAGUACACAGACUAUUGAUUUGGUGGCCCAUGACCACACUUACUGGUAUUCUCUUAAAACAAAGACGGUAUCUACUCAGCAUUCUUCUGCGGUAUUUGGUUUUGAAAACAUACAAACAGACUCAGACUCUCGUUUUUACACAGGAUUGAGCCUCUCGGUGUUCAUGACAUUAAUUUCAACAUUGUCAACUUAUGGAAAAGGUUUCCCAUACAGAAUGAGUGUUCCAAACCAAAUCCUCUCAGUGCUGUUAAGAUUAAGGCUUGCACUCACAUUCGAAGACAUCGGCAGACGUUUUGGUGUGUCUCACCAACUCAUGAGUAAUGUUUUUAAGUCAUGGAUCAAUGUAAUGUCCCAACAUCUGUCACAUUGUGUGGUAUGGUUGCCCAGAGAUACUAUUCGAAGAACAUUACCAAAUUCCUUCAAAACAUCAUUUCCAAAGACAACCUGCAUAAUAGACUGUUCUGAAAUUUUUAUUCAAAGGCCAUUUUCAUUAAAAGCAAGGGCUCAGACUUGGAGUACAUAUAAAAGUAAUAACACUGCCAAAUUUCUGAUUGCGAUAGCUCCAAGUGGAUUUAUAAUGUACAUCUCACCAUUGUAUGGUGGACGGGCAAGUGACAAUUUCAUCACUAAAAAUUGUGGAUGUUUGGACUAUUUGCUGCCUGGGGAUGAGGUUAUGGCUGAUCGUGGUUUCACAAUAGGUGAGGAUAUGUGUAGCCGUCGAGUCAAACUGAAUAUUCCUGCAUUUAUGAAGGGUCGGUCGCAGCUAUCCGAACAGGAGACCAUUGACUCUAGAAGGAUUGCGGCUGAAAGAAUUCAUGUUGAGCGCGCUAUCAUGCGAAUGAAGUCUUUUAGACUGUUGAACACUAAAUACAGUAUAAAAACAUUACAUAAUGCAGAUAAAACUGUCCGUGUAGUUGCAGCUUUGUGCAACAUGAGAGAUUCAUUAAUACGGGAUGAUGUUGUUGACUAG